Branchiostoma floridae (Florida lancelet) is the source of this 2065-nucleotide messenger RNA. RefSeq names its product DET1- and DDB1-associated protein 1-like. The transcript has 5 exons. Gene Ontology annotation, cellular component: Cul4-RING E3 ubiquitin ligase complex. NCBI's taxonomy places the organism in Eukaryota, Metazoa, Chordata, Leptocardii, Amphioxiformes, Branchiostomatidae. The record is from RefSeq and is a predicted model, not a curated record. Gene Ontology annotation, biological process: positive regulation of proteasomal ubiquitin-dependent protein catabolic process. Bases 136 to 456 code for a protein of 106 amino acids.
UUUGAUACUAUCUUAUGGCACUGUAGGAUCUGCUUGGAGAUUAAUGAUGAUUUAGCUUUUCAAGCGACACCUAGCGGCGCCCUGCAGGCGGGCAAGUGACAUAUCCCAUCAUCCCUUUGAACUCAAGAAUCCAAGAUGGGCGACUUUUUGAAGGGAUUGCCGUCGUAUAACCAGACGAAUUUCACCCGGUUUCAUAGCGACUCCGGCGUCAAAACGACGAGUCGAAGACCACAAGUAUAUCUCCCUACCACUGACCAUCCCUCAGAACAAGUUAUCACAACAGAGAAGACCAACAUUCUAUUGCGGUACUUACAUCAACAGUGGGAUAGAAAAAAUGCCCACAAAAAGAGGGACACUUCUAGAGCCAACCUAGAUGAUGAUGAUGACAGUGGUGACCUUACACCUCCCAAGAAAGUUCCCAGAUUAGGACAAAUGGAAGAGGGCAACAGCACGUAAAACUUCACAUCCACAAGUGACUGGGAACAACAGAAGAACUGUCUACAAGCUGGAAGCCAAAGUCUUCACUGCUUAGCGCCGUGGAGUGUCCUUUGCUGGGUAGCUUCUAGCUGCAUAGCUGCCAGUUGCUUUUGAUGGCUGUGAACAUAUAUUUAUCAGAAAGCCUUUAAAAGCAUAGUGCUUCAAUGUUUGAAACAGGGGCAUAAUUUACAUAUAGUCAACAUAACUUAACUAUAAUGUACUUUUGAUAAUACAAUCUUAGUAAUUUUUUGGCUAUCAUAUGAUGCUUCUUUACCAGGUGAAUAUGUAAGUUAAUGUCAUAACAAAGUAAACAAAUAUAUCUGCUAUUUGCAAUGUAUGCACAAAUCUCAAUCUUUUUAGAGGAUCUUAUACUAUAUAGGCCUUGUUUAUUGCAAGGUUAUAAUAUAAAGACAUGGUUUUGUAUGAAUAUUGUUGACCCUCAACCAAGGCAUGUGUAGUAUCGUUGAGCAUUGCGCUAAGCUUACUUGGAGUAAUGCCAAAAAAGUUAUUUUUGAAGAUGAAGGAAUUUGUUGUGUCAUGCCUGAAUGAAUAUCUUUGAAGUACAUGUAGAAAGGGAUAUUCUAGUGCCAUUUGAAAAGCAAUGGUAAAUGGGAACUGAAAUGAAAUUAUGCUAAUUUUGCAUAUAUUUUAAAAACUUAAAUCCUCCAAGGAACGUAUGCUUAUUGUUCUUGCACAGAGCUCUGUCCCACCUUUUUUUCCUCAUGAUGAACCUAUUUUGUAGUACUGGUUUUCCUUUGCUUUUUACAGUGAAAUAUGCCUUCUCAUUAGCAGCACUUUGGCUGUAGUGGUGGUUUAUGAAAAACAGCUUUUUGUUGUAUUUAGAAAUUAAAGUCAUGUUUUGCAGUCAAUCAGACUGCACUUGUGUUAUGCAAGAUCUUAAGUUAAAACAUAUUUAUGGGACCAGUGCUUUUCUUGUCAGCUCCUAUUUGAUCAAUGUCUGUAUUACUAAUGUCAUAUCAGAUUGCUAAAGGCGUACGGCAGAUAUUUUACAUGUUGGUAUAAUUCAAAUUAUAUAUGAGGGUAUUUAUGACAUGUAACAUACUCUUGUUUUCAUGUAUCGCUAAAAGAUAUGUCAGUUUGGCCAUUAUUAUUAUUGUUUCGGUUUGAUGAUUUGGGAGUUGAAUCAACAUUAAAGAUGUAUACUGAUGGAAAUCUUAUUGUAAUAUGCUUUCUGUAGGUGUAGGAAAAAUGGUCAUGUUAUUUUAAGUUGCAACAAAAAUGUUUAUGAAACAGUUUUGUAACUCUUACAAUCAAGCCUCUUUAGUGGCUUAUUUAGAAGUGAGGGCCUGGACAAUUUUAUUCUUGAGAAUUUAUUUGCAUUUUAUUUCUGUUCUACAAGUUUUGGUGAAAUAUUUGAUACAUUAUCUCGAUGUUAAAAGUAUAUGUGACAGCUCUCUCUCUAGUAUAGCACAUCACAUGCAGUCUGCCAUGAUGCCUGAUUAUGCCACUCAUGUACAUUGUUUUACACAAUUGAUACCCAUUCCUACACAUGAUGUACCAGAGCAAUUAUGGCAUUUGAUGGAAGUUUUUAGGUUCUAAACUUUGGUAAUAAAGUUCUUUCAAUGUA